AAGCUUCUCUCUUUUAUGUGCGGGUUAUUUGUGUAUCACUUUUUCCAUCCUAAGUUUUCCAGCUCAGGUUUUCCAGCCUUGGACUCCCUGGAGGCAGACCUGAAUAAAGGGAGUUCUUGUGGCCCUCAAAACCCUCAACAACAAUAACAAUGAAGCAGACUGAGUUGUUUCAUUGUUUAAAUGAUCUCUGUAAAUUGGGAUCAAUAGGUUGGAUAUCCUUGGAAAAGGCAACAGCAGUUGUGAGAAGGUUAAAAGAAUCUUUAUGUUGGUAUGAGGAAGAUGCUGAAGCACGUGCAGUUGGUGAUGCUUCUGCAGCUGUGCUGGGGUGUAAUGAUGACCCAAGAAUACGAAUCCGCACAUCCGUGAACCAGCUGAUGUCAUAUGUUGAUUCAGCCACAAGAUCUGAUAUCAGAUUAGAAUGUGGGUGUUUUGCAGUUGCUAUCCUGCAGGAAAUUCUAUAUCAGUUGCAGUUGGAGGCAUGUAUAUCCUUGCCAGAUGUGAAGAUGUCAGAUGGAGGUGGUGGUAGUGGCAAUAAACGACGGGAAUACAAAGUUCCCCCAGCACCUCCCUGCCUCAUCAGUAUGCAGCAAACUAAGUUGGCAAAGGAUGCAGCAAGGUUAGCCAUGUACACAACAGUUCUGGGGUGCCUAGAUGUUGAAGCUUCUGCAUAUGUCAAAAUGACAUUAGCAAAGACUGAAUUUGUGUUGGGCACAGGCAUAGUUGCUGUCCCACACAGUUGCCGACACAAUCUUCUGGCUUCCAUUAUGAAAAUACUUUUGUCUGUUAUGAAGCAUGAGACACUGGGAGCUGGCAUCAGGGCAUCACUCUUCCCCGAGAUGAUGAGCGCUAUGAUGCAGCUUUGUUUUUCCCCUUCAGAGGUUAAGGAUUACCCAGAGGAUGUAGCCUUUUUCAGAGAACAGCAUGUAAAACUCAUGGAUACCAUGGAUACUAACCUUAUUCUGCAACACCUCCUCCUACUUCUGGGAAUUGGGAAGAUUGAAGGGUGGUUUGGCAAGGUGUGCAGAUCUCUAGUAGUACGAAGGUUCUUGAUGAAGCCAGGUGGUGUUGGUGCAGUAAUAGGUUCUGCUCUGGCCAUCACUGAUAAGCAGAAGUGGCAGCGCUGUGAGGCAGUUGCUACCCUUGUCGCUCAAGCUAAAAUUCGUGAUGUAAAUCUCUUAUUUACCACACUGGGGCCUCAGUUGGUGGAGUUGAUGGGGCAGGACAAGCUUAAGGCUGAGGUGCUUCAUGUGGUGGUACUGAUUGUGGCCCAGCUGGCUGUGACAUCUGCAACGCUGACAGCUCUUCACAUCACCAACACAUUGCUACAGCCGUUGAUCAACACCACACUCCCUGAUGCACCAUGUUUAUGCAGGAACUCAAACCUCACAGCUUGUGUUAGUAGAAUUCACAAGAUUUUUGUGGAAAUUCCUCCUCCAAACACGGUUUUGACUGAUCUUCUCCGUCCUGUUCUCAAGCCUUUGAUAAUGAUUGCUUCACUAGCUACUACUCAUCUUCGUACACUGGCGCGGCAGAUCAUUCUACGAUGUUUAUCAAAUCUACCAAGAGAGGUCAUUGUUGAGAGGCUUCUUGUUUUAUUCAACCUCAAGACUUGUGCUCAGUCACCUCCUGUAAAUCCAGAGAUCAAGUUUUCUAUUGAUGAUGAUGGUGGAGUUAAAGUGGAUGUAAUUGCAGAGUCAGUUAAUGAAAAUGAUUUAGAAGAGGAUGAAAACCUGUGCACCUGCCUUGUUUCAAUUUUGGAAUCGUUGAAUAACUCUGCAAUUGUGCUGUUAUUUUAUGAGAAAAUGGUAUUUUACAUAGACUUCACUGUAUUGAAUAUUAAAAAAUUGCCACCAACUGCACUUGUCACAGACACUGAUGUGCAAGCAAGUAAAGUAAAGACAAUGAGAAACAUAAUCUUUUGCUGUGAUAUUUUAACCCAUUUGUCAGAGAGUGAGCAGAUAACAAGUGAUCUCUUUGUGAACUUGUCUGCUGCUGUACCCGUUGUUGACACACUUAUAAAUAAAGGUUGCCAAAAGCUCGAGGAUAAGCAGUUAGAAGAAAUACAAGUUUCCCUCAUUUUCAAUGUUUUGAUGCUAGUUAUGUGUUAUGUGAGUGAGCGUACAUUAAGAAAGAAAAUGACAAGUGAAGACUGGAAAGGCUUAAAAUCUCUCUUACCAUCCUUAAAGAAAAUAGAAGAGAGCAGCAACAAUGAUGCUGUUCUUCUGAUUAAUGAAAAGCUGAGAAAUCUUGUUUUAACCCAUGGGAUAGUUAACAGUCUUGCUGAGGAUACAGCUGGAAAUAAGAAAACCAGUAGUCAUACUUCUGUAGAUGAGUAUGUGAAGAAGCCUCAUGAUACAUGCUCUGAACAACAUAGCACAAGAGAAGUUUAUCAGCACAUGAACAUAAAUGAAGAGUCGUGCUCUAAAACCAUUCCAAAGGAAAAUAAUGCAAGUGAAAUUGUUCAAGAAAAUUUGAAUCGGUUAACUACAAAACUUGAAAUAAACAACGAAAAUUAUAGAAAUGUGGGCUCGUACAAAGAGGCUAUGGAAGAGUUAUUCAGCCCACUGCUGCCUGUGCGUGGACAUGCCCUUCUGGCACUGGGUAAACUAAUUGAAAAGCGUGAUGAAGAAACAGUGGCUCACAAAGACCAACUCUUUUCAGUAUUCCAGCAUAACUUAAAAGAUGAUGAUUCUUACUUAUAUCUCAUGGCUGUUGAAGGCUUAGCAGUUCUGUGUGAUGCUCUCCCAGAGAAGGUAAUAGAAAUACUAACACAAGAAUUCAGCAUUGGGAAUCGUAGUGUAGAAGACAGAGUAAAACUAGUGGAGGCAUUGACCAGAGCUGCAAGACGUCUGGGGUCGUUGUUGCCACACUUUAAAGAUUUAUUUAUAAAUGCUUUCCUUAAUGGAGUCAGAGAUGAGGAAGCUCUUAUACGAGCCGCAAGUCUCUCUGGGCUGGGGGAGGUUUUCAAAUUACUUCGCUUCAGUCUAGGACCUAUUGUCCAUGAGGUCUUUGGAUUGCUGUAUAAUGUUGUCAAGGGUGAAAGUGCUGCCGAGGUCCGUCGAGCAGCCGUGCUUGUGGUGACACUCCUCCUUCAAGGCUUAGGUCGUGAUGCCUUUUCAGUAUUACAGGAAGAAAUGAGAGACCUGUACAGAGCCCUCCGACUUGUUCACAAAACAGAUCCAGAUGAUGUGGUGAGGUUGCAUGCACAACUUGCUCUGACAGAAAUUGAUAUCAUCACAAGACAGUUCUUGAUCCCCAAACUGAACCUCGCCAAAAGAAUUUACGUGACUGAAAUGCCACCUAGCACAUUUUGAGAAAUGUUUAUGUGGUCUAGUCCAGAGAUAAAAUCAAUUUACGUAAUGUAUUCUGUCGUGAGGUACUAGUGUUAAUCCCAAAUGUUCCAGAAGGUAUGAUCAUAUUUUUUUUUAUAAAGUCAAAAACAAUAUAUUAAAAACAUACUUUUA
This is a messenger RNA of Cherax quadricarinatus, 3464 nucleotides long. It is a transcript of the gene Tango6, whose product is annotated as transport and golgi organization 6. The record is from RefSeq and is a predicted model, not a curated record. Gene Ontology annotation, biological process: protein secretion. NCBI's taxonomy places the organism in Eukaryota, Metazoa, Arthropoda, Malacostraca, Decapoda, Parastacidae.